AUGGACCAGACGCGCGCCAUCAACGCGCUCGCACCCUUUGUGGCCCUCGCCAAAUCGGCCAAUUCACCCCGCGCCGCCGCCGAUCUCGUCGCGCAGGCCACCUCCGCCGCCAACACAUACGUCUUCGCCGAGCUGCUGCAACAACCCAAUGUGCAGGCGCUGGCAGGUCAAGAGCAAUAUGGAAACUUCUACACGCUGCUCGAGCUUUUCGYCUGGGGAACGUGGGAGGACUAUAAGAACGCAUCCGCUUCUCUUCCCCCGCUCUCUGACACACAAGCUCAGAAGCUCCGUCUACUCUCCCUCCUCACAUUGGCCUCCCAAAAGUCCGAUUCGCCUUCCACUGGAUCAACCCUCAGCUAUCAGUCCCUCUGCACCCGCCUAGACCUUGCCUCGCCCGUCGAGCUGGAGCAGCUCAUCACAACCGCUCUCUAUAGCGAUCUCAUCACCGGUACUCUCAAUCCCGCCGCUCAGACGAUCAACAUCACAUCUGUCGCGCCUCUCCGAGACCUGGCACCGGGCAGUGUGCAGUCCAUGAUCGCCGAACUUGCAGCCUGGAGCGGACGCUGCGAUGCAAUGCUGGUGGGUCUUGAUGCCGAGAUUAAGAAGGUCAAGAACGAGUCAGAAAAGCGUGCGAAGCAGGAAGCUAGAGCAGAGCGGCAGGUCAAGGGAGUGACGGAUGAGGCGGAGAAGGGAGGCAACUCGGGCAAGACGAUGGCUCCGGCAGCUCCCAGUCGAACGGGUCACAACACACGCAACGCCUUUAAGCGGGAGGUGUCGAAUGAGGAGUACAGCGACGACGACGACGAUGUCAUGGACCUGGAUAGUGGGACUACGAGUAAGAAGAAGGGAGGUCUGAAGGGAUACUUUUCCAAGCGAUAG
This is a messenger RNA of Ramularia collo-cygni, 879 nucleotides long. Its product is annotated as related to ACOB protein. The transcript has 2 exons. NCBI's taxonomy places the organism in Eukaryota, Fungi, Ascomycota, Dothideomycetes, Mycosphaerellales, Mycosphaerellaceae. The record is from RefSeq and is a predicted model, not a curated record. The coding region runs from base 1 to 879 and encodes 292 amino acids. Gene Ontology annotation, cellular component: COP9 signalosome.